UAUUUGCGAACGAUUAUAAUAUUCGGUGUGCUGCAUCCUUCGUAUAAAACAUACAAGGCAAUUAAAAAACGGGAUUACCAAGAAGUGGUAUGUCCGAGAGCCUCUCACAUUCUUGUUUUUGAAAGUAGGCUGCCGUUCUAUUACGAGGCGAAGAUUGCAUUCGUCAUAUGGCUGGUAACGCCAGCUACAUCUGGAUACAGCAUAAUUUAUCGCAAGUUAAUUCACCCUGAGCUUUCGAAGCGAGAAACAGUGGGUCUUCUGUCCGCUGCGGAACAUGGGUACACCAAAGUUGUCGAGUUCGGCGCAAAAGGUUUGAAUUAUGCUGCAAAGACAGUUUUGUCAACGGCACUCAUGUCUUCAUUUUAUUUACCACAGGUGGCUUGGAAUUUUGGUGAUUCUAUCAUCUCCGUUCCAUCUUUGUCAGAUUUAAAAACUAAUGGUAACAGUUGGUAUAUUCCUAACGCAUAUUUAGCAUUGUAG
Molecule: messenger RNA, 480 nt
Organism: Echinostoma caproni
Lineage: Eukaryota; Metazoa; Platyhelminthes; Trematoda; Plagiorchiida; Echinostomatidae
Source: the annotation of a GenBank genome assembly